This is a messenger RNA of Bombus terrestris (buff-tailed bumblebee), 2200 nucleotides long. RefSeq names its product AP-2 complex subunit mu (gene AP-2mu). The transcript is spliced from 5 exons. Gene Ontology annotation, cellular component: cytoplasmic vesicle; AP-2 adaptor complex. Bases 209 to 1537 code for a protein of 442 amino acids. Gene Ontology annotation, biological process: clathrin-dependent endocytosis; intracellular protein transport. Lineage: Eukaryota; Metazoa; Arthropoda; Insecta; Hymenoptera; Apidae. The record is from RefSeq and is a predicted model, not a curated record. Gene Ontology annotation, molecular function: clathrin-cargo adaptor activity.
CUUAUAUUUAUGGAUAUUUGCAUUUUAUAAUUUUCGGAGAAUUUUCGAUAAUGAUAGUGCUUACGAUAUAGGCCGUUCAUUUCCGAUCAAUAAUACUAACCAUUUACAAGACAUAUUAGAGAACCUCAAAUGUCAUUUAAGAAAAGGGGCGUUAUCUUUUACUUGAUAUUGAUUGUAAUUGGAAUAAUAAAAGGUACCCUCUGUCAAAAUGAUAGGGGGUUUAUUUGUCUACAAUCAUAAGGGAGAGGUACUUAUCUCCAGAGUAUAUAGAGAUGACAUUGGACGAAAUGCAGUUGAUGCAUUUCGUGUCAAUGUUAUCCAUGCUAGGCAACAAGUACGCUCCCCUGUUACCAAUAUUGCCAGAACAUCAUUCUUUCAUAUAAAACGUGCUAAUAUUUGGCUGGCUGCUGUUACUAAACAAAAUGUUAAUGCUGCAAUGGUUUUUGAGUUCUUAUUAAAAAUUAUCGAUGUUAUGCAAUCAUAUUUUGGUAAGAUUUCUGAGGAGAAUAUCAAGAACAACUUUGUGCUAAUCUAUGAGCUUUUGGAUGAAAUCUUGGAUUUUGGGUAUCCACAGAAUUGUGAUACUGGAGUCUUAAAAACAUUCAUUACUCAACAAGGAGUAAAAUCUGCAACAAAGGAAGAACAGGCUCAAAUAACCUCCCAAGUAACUGGUCAGAUUGGAUGGAGAAGAGAGGGUAUCAAGUACAGACGUAAUGAAUUAUUCCUUGAUGUCCUUGAAUAUGUGAAUCUCUUAAUGAGCCCUCAAGGGCAAGUGCUAAGUGCACAUGUUGCUGGGAAGGUUGUGAUGAAAUCUUAUUUGUCUGGAAUGCCAGAAUGCAAGUUUGGAAUCAAUGAUAAGAUUGUUAUGGAGGCUAAAGGUAUGAAAGGUGGAAGCGGUUUGGGAGGAGGUGGAGAUGAUCCUACAGGUGCUAGAUCUGGGAAACCUGUUGUUGUAAUCGAUGACUGCCAAUUUCAUCAGUGUGUCAAGCUUAGUAAAUUUGAGACAGAACAUGCUAUCAGUUUCAUACCUCCUGAUGGAGAAUUUGAGUUGAUGAGAUAUCGCACCACCAAAGAUAUAUCAUUGCCUUUUCGCGUAAUUCCAUUAGUGCGUGAAGUGGGGCGUACAAAGAUGGAAGUGAAAGCAGUACUAAAGUCAAACUUUAAACCAUCUUUGUUGGGACAAAAGAUCGAAGUUCGAGUACCUACUCCUCUGAAUACAGCUGGAGUACAAUUGAUUUGCUUGAAAGGAAAAGCAAAGUAUAAAGCAUCCGAAAAUGCUAUUGUAUGGAAAAUUAAACGUAUGGCCGGUAUGAAAGAAACUCAGCUAUCAGCGGAAAUCGAUUUGCUUGAAACUGAUACAAAAAAGAGGUGGACCCGGCCGCCUAUAUCGAUGAAUUUCGAAGUACCAUUUGCGCCCUCUGGAUUCAAAGUUCGGUACUUGAAAGUAUUUGAAUCCAAAUUGAACUAUUCCGAUCAUGAUGUUAUAAAAUGGGUGAGAUACAUAGGCCGAAGUGGUCUAUACGAGACACGAUGUUAAUGACGUUUCAUCGCAUUAUUGUAAAUGAGUAACCUCAAGGCAUAAAUACGAUUUUCUCAAAAUUAUCACUUUACGGCGCAUAUUUAAAUAGUUGUUUGAAAUACUUAGAUUAACUGACGAAUGGUUAAACGUAUAAAUGGUUAAACGUAUAAAUGGAUAGAUACCAAGAGGGGAAGAUCUUUGUGCCAAUGUGUUUUAUAAUCUAAUUUCUUUCGCGUGUUAUAUUUUACUGUGGCAUGUGAGUUCUUUUUAAGAACCUUUUUCUAUAACAAUUUUAUUCUAUCUGAUUUUUAGCGAAAUUCCAACUUUUGUGAAAGUUAAUAUUUAUGUAAUUUCAUGCGUCGGAUUAGAUUUUAAUCUUGAACAUACAUGUAUUAUAUCAUACUUCAUUAUACGUUACGUUAACGACAUUUUUUAUUCUUUUUUAUAAAAUAAAAAUUCAUGACCUCUUUGGUAUCGUAACAACGAGAAAAUUUAAAAUAAUUGCUAAACACCGUGAAUGAUAUUUAAAAUGCGCUCAAUAAAGUCUAGAUUAUUGAACAUAUUUGUUGUCAUUUAUGAAAAUGAAUAGAGAAUAUCUCGAUUCAUUGUAAAGGAAUAAUUUUGUCUCUCUAUGUUAAAAUUCAUAUGCAUAAUAAAGUAUGUAUGUAAUUUAAAAUGUUA